Messenger RNA from Cyanidioschyzon merolae strain 10D, 588 nucleotides. Its product is annotated as V-type ATPase V0 subunit c. The coding region runs from base 1 to 588 and encodes 195 amino acids. Gene Ontology annotation, biological process: proton transmembrane transport. The record is from RefSeq and is a predicted model, not a curated record. The transcript has a single exon. Lineage: Eukaryota; Rhodophyta; Bangiophyceae; Cyanidiales; Cyanidiaceae. Gene Ontology annotation, molecular function: proton-transporting ATPase activity, rotational mechanism. Gene Ontology annotation, cellular component: proton-transporting V-type ATPase, V0 domain.
AUGCAGCCAAAUGGAGCAGCACCUCUGAACUGUUUGUGGCGAUGGGUUUUACCAGAGUGCUGGGGUCCUCUCGGAAUCCUCUUUGAGCAGAUAUCGCCGUACUGGUUUGCGUACGUUGGUGUGGCCCUCGCGAUAGGACUCUCUGUGCUUGGGGCCGCGUGGGGUAUAUUCAUCACGGGGUCUUCGCUCGUGGGGGCCUCGAUUCAAGCUCCGCGCAUCACUUCGAAGAACCUCGUUUCGGUCAUUUUUUGCGAAGCGGUCGCCAUAUAUGGAAUAAUUGCCGCUAUAGUCAUGGCGACUCGAAUCGGCUACGCGUCUGUGGCUGAAAGCGACCCUGUCACCAAGUUCGGUGGAUAUGCGCUUUUCGCGGCGGGCCUGGUCGUCGGGCUGAGCAACCUGUUCUGUGGGUUAAGCGUUGGCGUCACGGGCAGUAGCUGUGCGCUGGCCGACGCCCAAGAUGCAACAAUCUUCGUGAAACUGCUUAUCGUUGAGAUAUUUGCGUCAGCACUGGGUUUAUUUGGGGUCAUCGUCGGCAUUAUCAUCAGUUCUAAAGCCACGCUCGGUGGCGAUGCAAGCGCUGGUCGCUGA